Messenger RNA from Drosophila sulfurigaster albostrigata, 2143 nucleotides. It is a transcript of the gene rogdi, whose product is annotated as protein rogdi. Gene Ontology annotation, cellular component: RAVE complex. Lineage: Eukaryota; Metazoa; Arthropoda; Insecta; Diptera; Drosophilidae. The record is from RefSeq and is a predicted model, not a curated record. The coding region runs from base 356 to 1405 and encodes 349 amino acids. The transcript has 8 exons.
CUUGUGGCUUUUGUGUGCGCUUGCCGUUACUCAUAAUAUAGCUAGCUGGCAGUCAGUUUGGAGCUACACCUGAUCGCAUGUGCACCCACUAACAACUCUGCCUCCGCCUCUGCUUCGCCUCUCGCACCUCUUUACCCUACUACACUCUACCCUUCUAACGUUCGUGCUCGUGCUUCGCUUCGCUCGUGUUCGUGUCCGUGCUCGUGCUUCGCUGUGUUGUUGUGCUUUGGCUUUGGCUUUGCCUCGUGAUACGCGUCUUGUCUGUGAAGUGUUUGCAAUUGAUAAUAGCAAAAAACCAAAAAGAAAAGAAAAAUAAUCAACAACUACCAAAAGCAGUAACAUAUUAUUAACCAAAAUGCCGCAGAGCCCGACAACAAAUUGGUCAUUCCAUCCGCUAUCCAGACAACGAAGCGGUCAAUUCCAGCACCAUGUGCUCAACUCGGUGCCGGAGACAGCUGUGCUCACAACGCCUCCUCCCCUGCGCAAACCGCUCUCAUUACACAUUGCUGGCGUUGCUGCUGCUAGCGCUGCUGCAGCAAUUAGUGACAAAAACAAACGGAGAUACAUAACAGCGCGCAAGAAGGCCAAAAGCACAAUGAAAAUGCUUGUCGUUGACACGGAGCGAGAGGAGGCUCUAAAUUUGCAAAUUGAAUUCGAGUGGGUGCUGAGACAAGAAGUACAUGCGAUAUUAAAGCAAUUACGAACCAUUCUGGUUGAGUGUGCUCACAGAUUCCCUGUGCCGCUUUAUGAUAACGAGGGCAAGAAGACUGAAAAGUUCAUACUCAGCGUUUCGCCAGAUCAGCUAAAAGCGGUGCUUACCCUAACAGGCGAUGCAAUUACGCAGGCGGACAUUAGCUUUAAGCUGUGCAAGGCGCCAAGUCAAACGCAACGUACCUCAAUCACCCACGACUCGCCUUGGAAAUUGCAGCAAGUUCAGGAUGCCGCCAAUCAUCUACAAACAGCAAUCAAUCACAUUGACGACGUUGAUGACUCUUAUCACUUCAAAACCUCGGAUGAAGUGCUCCAUGUGAUAGGAAACAUUCUGGAUGCCCUGCAGCGCGGUCGCAAUAGCCUGCUGGUGCCGAAGAAGAAGCCAAUUGAGGAGCUAAUCAAAGGUCGCAAUAUGAAAUCACUUGUGCCUAACCUGCCCGAGGAUUUGGCUGUUAGUUUUUAUCUGCAAAGCCACAAGCUCAUCAUUGCCGUCUAUCAGCUGUUGAACAAUCAGGGAACAAUGCAGUUCGAUUCACGUCAAGCGGAAAUCGGUGUACAAUGGCUCAACGAUGUGCUCCUGCUCCUGAUGAAUGGCCAGAAACUGUGUCAGCAACUGAAAGACAAGAUUUCGGUAUUUUCGGUGUAUAAAGAUUUUACAGUUGGUUCACGCUCACCAUCAGCAUUAUCGUACUGAAUGGCAUGGAUAUAUAUAUAUUCUAUAUAUAUGUACUUAUAUAUAUAUGUAGAGUAUGUGUCUGUUGAUAUGGCAACCACACAAAACAAUAACAACAAUAAUAGUUGAUAAUGAAAUUGUACUUGUAAUAGUUAAAGUAAAUAAUGUUAGUUGAGAGAGUUGCUCUUUGUGACAGACAGCAUACCAUAAUACCUACUAUAUUAAUAUAUAUACAUACUAUACAUAUACAUAUUUAUGUAUGUAUACAGAGCUAUAUACACCUAACUAGUUUAAUAUAAACACACAUACACAUACAAUCAAACAUUCAUAUUGUUCAUAGCGCGACAAUUUAUAAUUAUAGAAUUUGUUUUUCAUUUCGUCAUGUCACUCCAAUUAUGCAUCUAAAUGCAAUAGAAUAAAAUGAAAAUUACUGUGUUUUUUGUAUAUUGUAACUAAAUGAAAUUGCUAGAUAAUUAUUAAUUAUUAUUAAUUUAUAGUUUUGUGCGACUUUCACAUAUGCGAAAGUUGUACAUAUUAAUCUUAAACAUUACACAUAUUUAUGUUUAUAUAUUGCACAUGAAUGAAGAUGGAACCCAUGAAGUCAACUAGUACUUAACAAAAAAGCAGAUUGAUAUACAAAACAAACAUACAUACAUACAUACUUAUAUAUAUAUUAUUAAACCUAAUGAGUAAACUGAGCAUGAACAUUAACAUUUACAGAAUAAUGUUGUAAUAAACCAAACAGAAAUGUGAACAGAA